This is a messenger RNA of Austrofundulus limnaeus, 1974 nucleotides long. RefSeq names its product serine/threonine-protein phosphatase 2A 55 kDa regulatory subunit B beta isoform. Gene Ontology annotation, cellular component: protein phosphatase type 2A complex. The coding region runs from base 446 to 1777 and encodes 443 amino acids. Gene Ontology annotation, molecular function: protein binding; protein phosphatase regulator activity. Lineage: Eukaryota; Metazoa; Chordata; Actinopteri; Cyprinodontiformes; Rivulidae. The transcript has 10 exons. The record is from RefSeq and is a predicted model, not a curated record.
AGAGGAGGGGUGGAAAUCUAGCCUGGCUAAACUCAAAUCCCCCAGAAGAGAUUUACGGAGCUGCUGAAGACACAGGGUUCUGACUCUAAAACGGAAACAAUUUCUUCAGUCUGGGAUGCUGGAGUAUUGUUUUUUAAACGAUCGGACCUGAUUUGAUGCGCGGUAGAUAUUUGCGGCUUUAAGAACCCAUCGACUCCGACUUCUGCGUGUCUUUAACUGAGGUGUGGACCGGAGGAGCUGCCCGAACACGAUCUACAUCACAGGUGGGUCCGAUCGCGUCGCUUUCACUCCGGGGGGAUCAUCAUCAUCAUCUGGGAGCCGCGAUGACAGCCCCCCCGCUGGUCCCACAGCCCGCCUGCUGACGGUACCAGGAGGAAGAGGAGGAGGAGGAGGAUGAUGGGAGCAGGUCUGACGCUUUCAGAAUCCAGAAGCAGCCGAUUCAUCAAUGGAGGAGGAGAGUGACACUCGGAAAAUCAACAACAGCUUCCUGCGCGACCACAACUAUGCAACCGAAGCUGACAUUAUCUCAACGGUGGAGUUUAACUCAACGGGGGAGCUGUUGGCCACCGGGGAUAAAGGAGGAAGAGUUGUUGUCUUCCAGAGGGAGCAGGAGAGUAAGACUCAGCCCCAUCGUCGAGGGGAGUACAAUGUUUACAGCACAUUCCAGAGCCACGAGCCUGAGUUUGAUUACCUGAAGAGUUUGGAAAUCGAAGAGAAGAUCAACAAGAUCAAAUGGUUGCCUCAGCAGAACGCUGCGUACUUCCUACUUUCCACCAACGACAAGACUGUGAAGCUGUGGAAGAUCAGCGAAAGGGACAAACGCCCGGAAGGCUACAACUUGAAGGAUGAGGAUGGUCGCAUCCGUGACCCAUCGACCAUCACCUCGCUUCGGGUGCCAGUGCUGCAGCCGAUGGAUUUGAUGGUCGAGGCUACAGCCAGACGGGUCUUCAGCAACGCCCACACGUACCACAUCAACUCCAUCUCCGUCAACUCAGACCUUCAGACUUUCAUCUCCACAGACGACCUCCGGGUGAACCUGUGGAACCUGGAGAUCACCGACCGCAGCUUCAACAUUGUGGACAUUAAGCCAGCCAACAUGGAGGAGCUGACGGAAGUCAUCACUUCAGCCGAGUUUCACCCGCAGCAUUGUCACACCUUCGCCUACAGCAGCAGUAAGGGCUCGAUGCGCCUCUGUGACAUGAGACAGGCGGCGCUCUGCGACAGGCACAGCAAAUACUUCGAGGAGCCAGAGGAUCCAUCCACCCGCUCCUUUUUCUCCGAAAUCAUCUCAUCCAUCUCAGACGUGAAGUUCAGCCACAAUGGACGCUACCUGAUGACAAGGGACUACCUCACUGUCAAAGUGUGGGACCUCCAAAUGGAGAACAAACCACUUGAAACCUACCAGGUUCACGACUAUUUACGGGGUAAGCUCUGUUCCCUGUACGAGAACGACUGCAUCUUUGACAAGUUUGAGUGCGUCUGGAACGGAUCAGACAGCGUCAUAAUGACCGGCUCGUACAACAACUUCUUCCGAAUGUUCGACCGCAACACCAAGCGAGACGUCACGCUGGAAGCGUCCCGAGAGAACAGCAAGCCCCGAGCUAUUCUGAAGCCUCGCAAGGUGUGCGUUGGCGGGAAGCGUCGCAAGGACGAGAUCAGCGUUGACAGCCUCGACUUCAGCAAGAAGAUCCUUCACACGACGUGGCACCCGCAUGAGAACAUCAUCGCUGUAGCAGCCACCAACAACCUCUACAUUUUCCAAGACAAAGUAAACUAACAACAACAACAAAAAAAGGCAGCCUGCCCCAUCACUCUGGUCUUAAAGGAGUCAAACAUCCACAAACUGAUGUGUGGGAGAAAAAAAAAAAAAAAACGACCAGUAAGAAUUUGUGGAGGAACGACUACGCUGUGCGGGAAACGCUUCAGUCCACAGCGUGACUUCUGAUUAUAAAUUAUUUAACCUCCCCGGAGAAA